AUGGUCAAGCAAUCCGUGUGCAUGCAGUGCCGCGGCUGGAGCAAAGGCUGGCACGACAGGGUGAAUGAACCCUAUGAUCAGUUCUACUGCACAUGGUGCUGGGCUGGCUUCAUGGGCUACAAGCAGUUGGAGUCCGUCAGAGGCAAGGACACUGUAUGGUGGAGGGAGCAGUGGAAGGCUGCAACCAAUGCCCCAAGACACGCUUCGAGCCCCUUUACUUGCAGAAAAUACUGGCAGAAGCAUUCACGAAGAACAGUCAACUGGGAUGCCCACUUUAGCAAUCUGGAUGCCCAGGGAGAGGAGCAGGACGAGGAAGCGGAGGAGGAGGAAAGCCAAGGGCCCGAUGAAAUUCAGCGAGAAGAUGAAGAAGAAGAAAAAGAAGAAGAAGAAGAAGAUGAUGAUGAUGAAGAUGUAGAUGAAGAAGAGAACCCAGCAUGGGUGCAACGAGCGAUGGAAAUUCUUUUCAAGUAUGGUGGUGGCAACAUGAACUGGGCCACAUUUCAGAGCAAGGGUGGGCUGCACGGGAUUUCGAAGCAAGCCAUUCUUUCCCGACCAGAGUUCGAAAGUUGUGGGCGCAAGAAUUGUUCUGUGAGACUGGUGAAGGCUGUCAGGCUGCAACGCUACGGUCGAAGAAGAGCGCCGUGA
Symbiodinium sp. CCMP2456 is the source of this 645-nucleotide messenger RNA. NCBI's taxonomy places the organism in Eukaryota, Dinophyceae, Suessiales, Symbiodiniaceae. The record is from the annotation of a GenBank genome assembly.